GCAUAUAUCUUUCUUUUGCACAGCUGUCUUUUCAAGAAUGAGCUAUGUAUACCCUUUCUCUGGAAGACAACCGUUGUGUGUUUUUUCACUCUGCCUGCCAGAAAUUGCAUCUUGCUGAAUUCCGGAAAAGUGCCACCAGUAUUUUCAGGCCGUGUUUCUGUAAUCGGUUAUCUUGGGCUUCCCAUGUUUCUUUGAGUGUCCGAACUAUUGCCAUCUUGUCGGAAAUCCCCUGCUGUUAAUUUUGUUGUAAUGGAAUUCUUCAUCUGCUCGCUGUGCUGCUGCUGGAAGUCCAAGGGAAAGCCAAACGGUAAAAAGCCAGCACCAGAAGAGAAGAAACUUUACCUAGAGCCAGAAUACACAAAAUCCAGAAUUACUGACUUCGAAUUUAAGGAGCUAGUGAUGUUACCACGAGAAAUAGACCUCAACGAGUGGCUAGCCAGCAACACAACAACUUUUUUUCAUCACAUCAACUUACAGUAUAGUACAAUCUCAGAAUUCUGUACAGGAGAGUCGUGUCAGACCAUGGCCGUGUGCAAUACACAGUACUACUGGUAUGAUGAGCGGGGAAAGAAGAUCAAGUGCACUGCUCCUCAGUAUGUUGACUUUGUCAUGAGCUCAGUGCAGAAACUAGUGACAGAUGAGGAUGUCUUUCCAACAAAAUACGGCAAGGAAUUCCCAAACUCAUUUGAAUCCCUAGUGAAGAAGAUCUGCAAGUAUCUGUUCCAUGUGCUGGCCCAUAUCUACUCCUCACACUUUAAGGAGACUUUGGCACUGGAGCUGCACGGACAUUUAAACACACUCUACACACACUUUAUCCUAUUCAUCAGGGAGUUCAACCUCGUGGACCCUAAAGAGACCACCAUCAUGGAUGACCUCACAGAGGUCCUCUGCAGCAGCAGCGGGAGCAGCAGUAACGGGAGUGGCAACGGGAGUAGCAACAGCGCAGGAGCACAGAACCAUGUGAAAGAGAGAUGAGCCUUCCUCCAGGAUCAAAACUAACAUUAAAAACAAUAUUAUAUGUUCUGUGUGUAUGUGUAUGUAUAUGUUCAGAUAUACAUACAGACAUAUACAGCAAUGAAAGCUGAAAGAAAUUCUGCUGCCACCACAGGAUGUGUAGUCACGGGACUGUACGGAGCUUUGGUGUAAUGCGCCACUUGGCAAGAAGUUGCACCGAUUUUAUUUUAUUUUCUGUCCACUCCUCCUUUUACCUGUUCAGAUGGAUGACGAGUGCUGUUUUUAGAGAAAAGCCAAGCUUGAGUGGGGCCACUCCUGGUUAUUUUGGUUGUUGGUUUGGUUUGGGGGUGGUUGUUUUGGUUUUUGUUUGUUUUUGGUUUUUUUUUUGUUGGUUGUUUUUUUGCUUUUUUUUUCUCUGGUCUUGAGUACAAGCCCUUUGUCUUUCUAGGAUGGUGGUCCUGCCAUUUAAAAAUAUCUAUUACAGUAUAAGAAGUGACUUUUACUUUGAAGUGGCUUAAAAUGCAGGUUGGUUUGGAUUUUGAGGGGGAGGGGUGGGGGUGGUUUUUUGGUUUGGUUUUACAUAGACUGCCCCUUACCCUUCCAGGAACUCCCCAGUUGUGUGCAUCUUGCCCUUUGUUAGCUUGGAAUGGGAAGAAACCCCUGGCUUGACUAGAGCAGCAGCUAGGGGCUUGCUACAUGUUGAAAGGGCAUAAUUCUCCAGUUGUCCCAUAUACCUGGUCACAACAUGUGAACAUGCAAGAGGAUUCACAAGCCUUUCUGCUUAUUGCUCCUACAACAUAUAUACUCUUUUCUCUGCUCUCCCACCUCCUCUUUUCCCAGGCACAUCUCUACAAAUAGUAAGAUCACUGGAAUCCCAAAACCCAUGUGCAAGAGCCACCACCAUUUGCUUCCCACUGAACAGAGGCCCAGGGAAGGGGGAAAAAGGUACAUUGAGUCAGUCACUGCCUGUGCUAGAAAGAUGGCUGUUGGCAUAAAAUUAUAUUGUUGGCUUAUUUUAGUUCAUCUGUUCUAUAAUAAUAAAAACAAAUCUAUCAGCCACAA
Pezoporus occidentalis (night parrot) is the source of this 2016-nucleotide messenger RNA. RefSeq names its product MOB kinase activator 2 (gene MOB2). Gene Ontology annotation, cellular component: cytoplasm; nucleus. The coding region runs from base 250 to 975 and encodes 241 amino acids. Lineage: Eukaryota; Metazoa; Chordata; Aves; Psittaciformes; Psittacidae. The record is from RefSeq and is a predicted model, not a curated record. Gene Ontology annotation, biological process: signal transduction; positive regulation of protein phosphorylation. The transcript is spliced from 5 exons. Gene Ontology annotation, molecular function: protein kinase activator activity.